Messenger RNA from Bufo bufo (common toad), 1281 nucleotides. RefSeq names its product LSM12 homolog (gene LSM12). The transcript is spliced from 5 exons. Lineage: Eukaryota; Metazoa; Chordata; Amphibia; Anura; Bufonidae. Bases 96 to 680 code for a protein of 194 amino acids. Gene Ontology annotation, molecular function: RNA binding. The record is from RefSeq and is a predicted model, not a curated record.
UUUCCCGGCAGCCCCCGCGCCUGACGCUGGCUCUUAAGGUUGCGCGCUGAGGUCGGGGCGGUAAAGCACGUCACGCACAGGCCGGCUGGAGGAAGAUGGCGGCUCCGGGGGAAUACUUCAGCAUCGGCUCCCAGGUUUCGUGCCGGACCUGCCAGGAGACGCGGUUGCAGGGCGAGGUGGUAGCGUUCGACUACCAGAGCAAGAUGUUGGCGCUCAAGUGCCCAUCAAGUAGUGGAAAACCCAACCAUGCUGACAUCCUCCUGCUCAACCUGCAGUACGUGUCUGAGGUAGAGGUGCUGAACGAUCGCACACAGACACCCCCGCCUCUAGCCUCCCUCAACAUUAACAAGCUGGCAAGCAGAGCCCGGUUGGAGAAGGAAGAGAAGAUGAGCCAGGCUUAUGCUAUCAGUGCUGGGGUCUCUCUGGAAGGACAGCAGCUAUUUCAGACCAUUCAUAAGACGAUAAAGGACUGUAAAUGGCAAGAGAAAAAUAUAGUUGUUAUGGAAGAGGUAGUUAUCUCUCCACCUUACCAAGUGGAAAACUGCAAAGGAAAGGAAGGCAGCGCACUAAGCCAUGUUCGCAAAAUAGUUGAUAAACACUUUAGAGAUUUGGAAAGUCAGAAGGGGCUGCAGAGAAAUGCAAUCCAACCAUCACAGAAGGAAACCAGCACGUCCUCCUGAGCCCUCAGCCACGUCGGCCUGGCUGCCCCUGAGCUGCCUGCUCUUUAUUCCACUAUGGUGGGAUCCGUGAAAAGAGUUGGUGGAAGGGGUGGUUGACAUGGGGAUGGGGCAAGCAGGGCUGGAUCGGGGUGGUAUUGGGUAGCUUUUUAUUCCCGGACUAGUCCCUCUCAACCCCUUCCUACAAUGGCCUCCUCAUUCCAGGGUUUUGUAUUGAGGGGGUUGAGGGGAUGCAGAGCUAUGGAGGACCCCAUGGGGACCCCCUAUUCCCCUCAAUUUUUUAUUUUUUCUUAUUUUCCAUUUGCCGGUCCAGUUCAGAAUUUUCCUGAGGUUGUGUUUCUCCCGCAACAGUAUUGUUUUCCUAACUUUUUUUUUUUUCCCCUCUCGAAAUAUUUACUUUAUUUGUGUUGCAUUUCUCAUCUCUGUUCUGUUGCUGGAGGAAACCCUCAACCCUUGCUCAGCCGCUGGGGCAGAGCAGUGCUUGGCAUAGCUGCCUCUGGCUGUGAAAGGGUUAUAAAAUUGCCUGUAAAAAGGAGAAAAAAAAAGAAAUUAAAAAAAAAAAGAAAAAAAAAACAAAAACAGAAAAUAAAAACGAAAAAACAAA